AUGAUUAUGGUUAGAGAAGCAGGUGAUGCUGCUCCAGAUGUGGUGGAGUACAGACAUGGUCUCACCCCUCCUAUGAGGGAUGCUCGAAAAGCGGAGAUUUUGCAGGGACCUGAGCUUGUACAGCGUGUCCUGAAAGAUUUAGUGAAGAUCCAUGCUGGUGCAGCAGCGGAGAAUGUUGAUGCUGAAGCUGCUGAGCAAGAGGAAGAUGUAGAUGGAAGUGUCCGAAAUGCAAGUAAAAAACUUGUACCUGCGCCUGUUGUAAAGGCAGAUGCCCCAGAGGUUGGAACAAAUGCUGGGGAGCCUGACAAAAGUGACUCUGAUGAAUCUGAUGACUCAAUUUGAAUUGAAGCCACUUGUAGAAUUUAAAGUAUGUUUAUAAGAAUAAUAAGAGCAUGAAUUGUUGUUAGUU
Molecule: messenger RNA, 409 nt
Organism: Corylus avellana
Lineage: Eukaryota; Viridiplantae; Streptophyta; Magnoliopsida; Fagales; Betulaceae
Source: RefSeq, a predicted model, not a curated record